This is a messenger RNA of Paramecium octaurelia, 1319 nucleotides long. Lineage: Eukaryota; Ciliophora; Oligohymenophorea; Peniculida; Parameciidae. The record is from the annotation of a GenBank genome assembly.
AUGUUCAGGAAAGGAAGGAAUGACCCUUUAGAAUUAUUAAGAGAUCAUGUGAUUCAUCAUAAACAAAUUAAAUUGAAAAGCAAAAAUACAGACCAUAGAUUGUUUUUCGAUAAUAACGUUGAAUUUAAAUGUUCUACUGUAAAUUCUUUAUUUAUCAUUAAAAGGAAACAGCAUGGAAAUCUAAAUCAGGAUAAGAAUACAAUCUUGGAGCCUUGUGGUGUUUCCUAGAUUGCCAUUUAUAGGGGUUAGAAUAAAAAAAUUAUAGAGAGAAAGCAUUCAAUCUCAAUUUUAAAUAGGUUUUUAAGGCUGAUAAUUAAGACAUAAUUGAAUAUUUCACUGGUAAAGUCGACUAUACGGAAUGUAUUGAUCCAGACAAGAAGGCUAUCAAAAAAGACGAAGACAUCGAAUUACCAAGCCAAAAAAAAGUUAAGCUUGAUUAAGAGAAGGAAGUAAUCUGUUAAUUUAGGUAGCCACUUACUGAAAAAGAAUUCAAUCUUAAGGUGUUUGAUGAGAUUUUGAGGUUUGAAAAACCAAUUACCACCAGAAAUAGGUUAUUUAGAGUUUAAGACAGAACUUUUGAUGAUAUCUUUAAGACUGCCUAGAAAGUAUUUAUAUUUGCCUGAGAAUAUAAAGAUCUUUUAAGGGAAAUAUGUAGGAGUGGGAGGAGAUGAAGAAGAACUCUAGUAAAUACUAGGAACCAGAAUUCAAGAUGUGAAUAAAGCUAAAUAACUAUCAAGUGCUAAACUAUCAUAUUCGGUGUUGAAUGAAUUCAUUAAAUCAAAAGAAAAACCUAUUAUUAUAGUGCCUCAAUUAGCUGAAUUAGGAAAUGUUUGUUUGAGGAAUGUGUAAUAAUUUUUAGAAUAAGGCUAAUAUCUAGACCCUAAUGGACUCAAAUUUACCAAUGAAUCCAGAUCUGUUUAAAUUAAAGUAAAAUUGAGAUUGACUGACAUGUAUGGAUUAAAUUGUGAUAUUUAGUGAAUAAUAAUUUAUUGUAUUGGAUAAUCCCAAUACAAUUAACAAUUGGAAAAGAGUGGUCGCAGUAUUUUUGAGAGGAUCUUCUUAUGAGUUGAAACAAUUCCCUGAUCAAAAUCCUAAUCAAUUAUUUAAAAAGUAAUUAUUUUUGCCACCUCAAUCCUAGUAUUAGAGGAUAUCACAUCAAAUUUGAAGAGGACAAAAUAAAGGACAUGAUCAAGUAAUGGAAUGUUAAGGUUUUGGAUUUGCACAGAAGCAAAAGGUACCAAGAUAUUGAUGUAGUGAAUGCAUUUUGGGAGGACUUAGAAGCAUUUCUCUUGAGACCUGCUAAGUAAUCAUAAUAAUGA